AUGGGUAUCAUGCUCAAGAAGCCCGAGGAGGCCGCUGGCUCGGCGGUCCCUGCCAUCCUGAUCGGUCUUUUCGUCUCCUUUGGUGGUGUCCUCUACGGUUAUGACACUGGUACCAUCGGUGACAUCCUUGGUAUGACGUACUGGAAGGACAACUUCUCAACGGGCUACCGCGACGAAACGGGAGCGCUCAGCAUUACCUCGAACCAGAAGUCCGAGAUCGUCUCUAUUCUGUCUGCGGGAACCUUUUUCGGUGCUCUGACGGCUGCUCCCACGGCUGAUAUGCUGGGUCGUCGCUGGGGCCUGAUCGUGUCCUGCGUCGUCUUCUGCGUCGGUGUCAUCCUACAAGUUAUUGCUACUGCCAUCCCCCUGUUUGUAGCGGGUCGUUUUUUCGCUGGUUACGGCGUCGGCAUGAUCAGUGCCAUCAUCCCUCUCUACCAAUCCGAAACUUCGCCAAAAUGGAUCCGCGGUGCAAUUGUUGGUUGCUAUCAGCUCUGUAUUACUAUAGGUCUGUUGCUUGCAUCCAUUGUGGGUAAUGCUACUAAGGGCCGCAACGACUCUGGCUCAUACAGAAUCCCGAUCGCUGUGCAGUUCGCCUGGGCUAUUAUUCUUGUCGUUGGAAUGCUUAUUUUGCCUGAGACGCCUCGUUACCAGAUUAAGAUGGGCCGUCCGGAGGAGGCGGCCAAGUCACUUGCACGCCUUCGUCGCCUCGAUAUCCAGCACCCCGCCAUUGUCGAGGAGCUUAGCGAGAUCCAGGCAAACCACGAAUACGAGAUGUCCCUAGGCAAGGCGUCCUAUCUUGAUUGCUUCAAGGGUGGCAUGCUCAAGCGUCUCUUGACCGGAUGUGGUCUCCAGGCUCUGCAACAACUCACCGGUGUGAACUUCAUUUUCUACUACGGAACCUCCUUCUUCCAGAACGCCGGUUUCCAGAACCCGUUCACUAUCUCUCUUAUUACGUCUUGCAUUAACGUUGGAUCGACAUUCCCAGGCCUUUACUUGGUUGAGAAAUGGGGUCGUCGCAACUUGCUCCUCUUCGGUGCGGUUGGCAUGGCGAUUACUCAGCUCCUGGUCGCGAUCAUCGGCACGGUCGUCGGCUCCGAGGAUAUGCCGGCGCAGCGCGCGAUGAUCGCAUUCGUCUGCAUCUACAUUUUCUUCUUCGCCUGCUCCUGGGGACCCGUCGCCUGGGUCGUGACCGGUGAGAUUUUCCCUCUCAAGGUCCGCGCCAAGGCUCUCUCCAUGACGACGGCCUCCAACUGGCUGCUCAACUGGGCCAUCGCGUUCAUGACGCCCUACCUCGUCGACAGCGGCCCUGGCAACGCCAAUCUCGGCGCAAAGGUCUUCUACAUCUGGGGCGGCGCCUGCUUCGUCUGCAUCUUCUUCGUGUGGGGCCUUAUCUACGAGACCAAAGGUCUCUCGCUCGAGCAGGUCGACGAGCUCUACAGCAAGGUCAGCUGCGCGUGGAAGUCCAACGGCUUCGUCCCCACCGUCUCCUUCCAGGAGGUCCAGGAUGUUGGCGUCGGUGCUGGCCAGAGCCUUGGCGAUGUCGAGAACAUCGCUAACCGCAAGAGGUCUGUCACCCAUGUUCCUUUCAAGCAGGAACUGUAA
Molecule: messenger RNA, 1602 nt
Organism: Aplosporella prunicola CBS 121167
Lineage: Eukaryota; Fungi; Ascomycota; Dothideomycetes; Botryosphaeriales; Aplosporellaceae
Exons: 5
Coding region: 1-1602 (533 amino acids)
Biological process (GO): transmembrane transport; carbohydrate transport
Cellular component (GO): membrane
Molecular function (GO): carbohydrate:proton symporter activity
Source: RefSeq, a predicted model, not a curated record